UGGCCGCCGGCACCGGAAGUGCUCUGGAGUCUCCAGCCCCGGCAGAGAAUUCAGCCACCAGACCCCCUGAAGGGUCGGGUGCUUGCUCUCCGUCAGGACCGGAACCGAGAGGAGCCGGGACCGUGGCGGCGAUGGAGGCCGGUGCGGAAGGGCGCACGGCUAGUGCGCUGUUCGCGGGGUUCCGGGCCUUGGGGCUUUUCAGCAACGACAUUCCACACGUGGUGCGGUUCAGCGCACUGAAGCGCCGAUUUUAUGUGACGACGUGCGUGGGCAAGAGCUUCCACACCUACGAUGUUCAGAAACUUAGUCUAGUUGCAGUAAGUAACUCUGUUCCACAGGAUAUUUGCUGUAUGGCAGCUGAUGGGAGGCUAGUCUUUGCUGCAUAUGGGAAUGUUUUCUCUGCAUUUGCCCGGAAUAAAGAGAUAGUGCAUACCUUUACAGGUCAUAAGGCAGAAAUCCACCUUUUGCAGCCAUUUGGAGAUCACAUUAUCUCUGUUGAUACUGACAGCGUUCUUAUUAUUUGGCACAUAUAUUCAGAAGAAGAGUACCUGCAGUUGACUUUUGACAAAUCGGUAUUUAAGAUUUCUGCAAUUUUGCAUCCAAGUACCUACUUAAAUAAAAUACUUCUUGGUAGUGAACAAGGAAGCCUACAGUUGUGGAAUGUGAAAUCCAAUAAACUUCUGUAUACAUUUCCAGGAUGGAAAGUUGGAGUGACAGCUCUUCAGCAGGCACCAGCUGUGGAUGUUGUUGCAGUGGGUCUUGUGUCAGGUCAGGUUAUCAUUCACAACAUUAAGUUCGAUGAAACACUAAUGAAAUUUCGUCAAGACUGGGGACCUAUUACUUCGAUUUCAUUUCGCACAGAUGGUCAUCCAGUAAUGGCAGCUGGAAGCCCAUGUGGCCAUAUUGGACUCUGGGAUCUAGAAGACAAAAAAUUAAUCAAUCAAAUGAGAAAUGCACAUUCUACAGCAAUUGCCGGACUGACGUUUCUCCAUAGAGAGCCACUUCUUGUCACAAAUGGUGCUGACAACGCCCUCAGGAUAUGGAUAUUUGAUGGUCCUGUAGGUGAAGGUCGGCUGUUGAAAUUCAGAAUGGGGCAUAGUGCUCCUCUUACCAAAAUCAGAUAUUAUGGACAAAAUGGACAACAAAUUCUUAGCGCAAGUCAAGAUGGAACUCUUCAGUCAUUUUCCACGAUACAUGAAAAGUUUAAUAAAAGCUUGGGACAUGGAUUAAUAAAUAAAAAGAGAGUCAAACGGAAAGGACUUCAGAAUACCCUGUCAGUGAGACUUCCGCCCAUAACAGAGUUUGCAGCAGAGGAAACUCGUGAGAGUGACUGGGAUGGUAUCAUUGCUUGCCACCAAGGUAAGCUGUCUUGCUCAACGUGGAACUAUCAAAGAUCUACAAUAGGCGCUUACUUUCUCAGGCCGAAAGAGUUGAAGACGGAUGACAUAACUGCAACAGCAGUGGAUAUAACUUCUUGUGGCAACUUUGCUGUAAUCGGCCUCUCAUCAGGAACUGUAGAUGUGUAUAACAUGCAGUCUGGGAUACAUCGAGGAACUUUUGGCAAGGAACAUGCUCAUAAAGGAUCUGUUAGAGGUGUUGCAGUGGAUGGAUUAAACCAGUUAGCAGUUACAGCUGGUAGUGAAGGAUUACUCAAAUUCUGGAACUUUAAAAACAAGAUUUUAAUCCAUUCUGUGAGCCUCGAUUCAUCUCCAAAUAUGAUGCUGCUACAUAGGGACAGUGGCAUUCUGGGACUCGCCUUGGAUGACUUCUCCAUCAGUGUUCUGGACAUAGAAACUAGAAAGGUUGUCAGAGAGUUUUCUGGACACCAAGGCCAAAUAAAUGACAUGGCUUUCAGUCCUGAUGGUCGUUGGUUAAUAAGUGCUUCGAUGGAUUGCUCUAUUAAGACUUGGGAUCUUCCAUCUGGGUGCCUUGUAGACUGCUUUUUGUUGGACUCAGCCCCUCUCAAUGUUACCAUGUCCCCUACUGGAGACUUCCUGGCCACAUCCCACGUGGACCACCUUGGAAUUUAUCUCUGGUCCAAUGUAUCCCUAUAUUCAAUUGUUUCCUUACGGCCACUUCCUACAGAUUAUGUCCCUUCAGUAGUGAUGCUUCCUGGUACUUGUCAAAACCAAGAUAUGGAAUUGUCAGAAGAAACCACAGAACCAAGUGAUGAAAUGGUAGCAUAUGACUCACCAGAACAGUUGAAUGAGCAAUUGGUGACUCUGUCCCUCCUCCCUGAGUCACGGUGGAAAAACCUUCUUAAUCUUGAUGUUAUUAAGAAAAAGAAUAAACCAAAGGAACCACCCAAAGCACCAGAAUCAGCACCAUUUUUUAUUCCAACAGUUCCUGGCCUUGUACCCAGAUAUGCUGUACCUGAACAGAAUAAUAAUCCCCGGCAGUCUAAAGUGGUUAACCUUGGAAUUUUGGCUCAAAAAUCAGAGUUCUGCUUGAAACUUGAAGAAGGACUGGUAAAUAAUAUAUAUGAGUCUGCUCUCAGUCUUCUGAAAGAAUUAGGCCCAUCAGGAAUUGAAACAGAGCUGCGAAGCUUGUCUCCUGAUUGUGGUGGGUCUGUAGAAGUCAUGCAGAGCUUCUUGAAAAUGGUCGGGAUGAUGUUGGACAGAAAGUGUGAUUUUGACUUAGCCCAAGCCUACCUGGCAUUGUUUCUAAAGUUACACCUUAAAAUGCUUCCUUCAGAGCCAGUGCUCUUAGAAGAAUUGACAAAGUUGUCGUCACAAGUGGAAGAAAACUGGAUCCGUUUACAGUCACUCUUCAAUCAAAGCUUGUGUGUUCUAAAUUACAUAAAAAGUGCUUUGUUAUAAAAAUAAAUUUAAGGGACUUUAAUGUUAAAUAGAUACAAUUUAACUCAUAUUUUGUUUUCCAAGAUUGAAUGAAGAGAAAAACGUUGGCUCUAUUGACUAGUCAGUGAUUCUUCACCUUAAAUACUAAAUACUUUCUUGAAAUGAAAUUGUACUUGGCUCCGUUUGUCUUGAAGAUUUAAACAAUCUACUCUAGUAAUUAUCUGAGUCUCAGUAUUGCUGAAUUGAAGUUGUCUAAUACAUAAUAUAGUUAUAAAAGUGCUUUCAUGAUGUGACUGCUUCAUGAUGUGAAGAAAAGGAGUAUUUCCUUCCUUAGUGGCCUGUGAUGAAAACAUGAAUCACUGAGUCUUAGAGCUGGAAGAGAGGUGAGACUUCUUCUAGUACCACCCUCUCACGUCAGCAGAAGGGGAGGCAGGCUGACGUCUGCUCAGGUCUCAGUGACAGAUCUAGAUUUUCUAACAGUGACCUGGUGCUCUCUCCAUUGCAGCCUUUCUAAGGGAAAUCCUUCUUGCAUCAGGAAUGUUCAGGCACUUGCCCAAGGCAGAUUGCCUUAGGAGAAGGUUGUCACCUUAGGAGAAGGUUGGGCAGAUACCUAGGAUAAAAAAAAAAAAUUUUUUUUUUUAAGGUAAGGGAAAUUCCAAAUUCCUUGGAAGGUUUGUCCUUCAGGGCGUUUCUUCCUCCCUGAUGAUCUUUUAAUUUUAAUUGCUGGCUGUGCUUUUCUUUCACACCCAUUUCAAAACAUUUUCUCUUAUUUUCACGGCUCAAGACUUUAGCAAUGCAUGAAUUAAAUAUAAGCAGUUCUUAAAAGGAUGGUGCCCUGGAAAGUUUUUAGUUUGUGUACUCAAAAGAAGUAUCAUUCUUAAAAUAACAGACUUGUUGGACUUGAAAACUAAUGCCACUCUGGUUCAAUAUUAGGACAAAAGAGUUUCGCAGAAUAAUCUCAAAAAGGAGCAGUCUCCACGUAGCAUUGACCACAGAUGCAUUUUAUAUUAAAAUGUUAUUUAAGAGUGUAAGAUAGAGUUGGUAUACUGCUAAGGAAAUAAGCUAAUAUGAUUUUAUACUUAAUUUUGUUUUCCUUGUAGAAAUAUUGACUUACUAAAGCCACUGUUAAUAGUGAUUUAAGUUCUAACUCUAAAGACAAUUUCCGUCUUCCCCAAAUGCUGUAUUCUAAAUAUAUGACAGUAUAAUCAUGUACAUGUAAAGAUUGUAAACAACUAAAACUAAAUAUUAAGAGCUCUAAACUGAUACUUCAUAAAUCACGAACUGAAUUUUCUUCUCUCUUUUAAAUGAGAAUACAGGAGUUGAGUGUAUUCUUUUUAUUGGAGGUAUCUUUAGAUAGAUUACAGUAUAAUUUUGGCAAGUAAUUUUCCAGAACCUUUUCUGUACAAUUGCAGUAGCGUGAGAGAGGGA
Molecule: messenger RNA, 4226 nt
Organism: Loxodonta africana (African savanna elephant)
Lineage: Eukaryota; Metazoa; Chordata; Mammalia; Proboscidea; Elephantidae
Gene: WDR36
Product: WD repeat domain 36
Exons: 23
Coding region: 132-2819 (895 amino acids)
Biological process (GO): rRNA processing
Cellular component (GO): Pwp2p-containing subcomplex of 90S preribosome; small-subunit processome
Molecular function (GO): protein binding
Source: RefSeq, a predicted model, not a curated record